AUGACACCCACACACACCAUCCCGGAGCUUCAUAUAGAGAGAGCAAGAAGAACAAACCCAAUAUCAAAACGCCGCUAUCAAUACAAUGAAAGGAUACGAUUCUCUUCGCCCAUCCGCACAGCUUCCCGCGGUACACAAACCAUCGAAAUGUCCGAUUAUUCAGGAGGGUUGAAUAUGGUGUACCGGACGCUGAGGCCCGCUGCAGGAUUUGACCGAAAAGGUCGGUCAAAUAAUAAUCAUCAUCAUCAUGACCGGGCCGAGGACUCGCCGCGAAAUAAGAAGUACCCGAAGAAAUCAAUUGUGGUUACGACUCCAACCACAGCAACGGAAGUACAUGAAGCGGAUAAUAAUACUGCCACAGCUACAGAGACAACCACAGCAUCACCAACAGGGAGCAAGCCUUCUGCGGCGGUAUUGGGAGUCGGAAAGAUAAUCGACAUUAGUCAGUCAGACGGCAAGGAGCGAUUGGCCAUGAUUUCUGAAAUGACGACUUUCCACGACUCCAAGAUUGUGGUUGUAUGCGCAUGGCUCUACAAAAGAGCCGAUAUUCAUGAAGAUCUAAUGGAUAAUGCGGGGUUUUCCUUUGAGGACUCUCAUCAUCAUUUACAAUCUAUGUGGCCCAUCUUGAAUAACGAUGGUACAUUGAUGACGAGCACAGGCCGGCCGCAGUGUGAUUACAUGGUGAGCACGAAACGGACCAUUAUCGUUUCGGAAGCGAUGGGUACGUGGCUUACAGGAGUUCCAUCAACGGUUGCUUCGAGAGUAUAUCGGGAUGCCAUAUACCAUGCUGACUCGGCGGAGAGGAGGAUAUCUCAUGUGAAUGAGGGUUCGUGUUAUUGGUUGAAGAAGAUUCUUUGA
This is a messenger RNA of Talaromyces marneffei, 858 nucleotides long. RefSeq lists its product as uncharacterized. The record is from RefSeq and is a predicted model, not a curated record. NCBI's taxonomy places the organism in Eukaryota, Fungi, Ascomycota, Eurotiomycetes, Eurotiales, Trichocomaceae. Bases 1 to 858 code for a protein of 285 amino acids. The transcript has a single exon.